UCAUCGGCUUUAGAGCGUAGACCACGCACAUUUUGAUAAAACACGGUUAUACGCGUCGCUUGAUCGCUGGGUGCUUGAUGUAAUGAAGUUUUAGUAGCUGGUAUGUUGGAAAUGACGGAGCUUAUCGUAGAUGGUGAGUAUAUGAUGAGUGUUUGUGUUGUCGAAGGGAUUGCUCGGACCGUGUGAGUACCAUAUGACUGCGCUGCUGUGGUGCGGUUACUUCGGAAAAAAUGAUGUUGAAAUCGUACCCAUAAGGCCUUGCUACAUGAACCGAAAUUUCAAAAAGUUUUCGGUCAAAAGGGGGGACCAGGCGAAAACUUUACGUCAAAAAAAUUUGAGCUCCGAGAGCUGAAAUCUCAUUCGAAAUCUUUUUGACAGCAACCCGAAAACUCAAAAUGACAGCAUUGUAGGUGUCAACAGGAAAAGGAAGAGCAUUAUCACAACAAAACAAGAUUAAACAAGCAUAAAGCCGGCAUUGUGAAAGACCGGGAACGGCGUCAUGACAGCGAUCGAAAUCGGUACAGCAAUCGGGACCUGGACCAGCAACGAUAUCAGUAAUGGCACCGAUAUCAGGACGGGUACCGGUAUCAGUACUGGCACCGGUAUCAGUACGGGCACUGGCAUCAGGACAGGCACCGGUAUCAGGACGGGCUUCGGGAAUAGGGCUGGCAUCGGGAUCAGGCCUGGCAUCGGAAGCAGGACUGGCACCGGUAUCAAGACUGGCACCGAUUUCAGGACGGGCAUCGGGAUCAGGACGGGCACCGGUAUCAGGACGCGCUUCGGGAUCAGGCCUGGCAUCGGGAUCAGGACUGGCUUCGGGAGCAGGCCUGGCAUCGGGAUCAGGACUGGCUUCGGGAGCAGGACUGGCUUCGGGAUCAGGACGGGAACCGCGUAAAUAUAUGCGAGAGGACGUGGAGCUCUGCUUGCGGAUGGCUAAUGCGGUAAAAAAACAGAACAUCAUCUACAAUAAAAAAUCUCCGCAUUAUAAAAACCGAGACCGUCAAAAUGAUGCAUGGAUGUGUGUCGCAGAAGAGGUCGGGUUGACCAUGGCAGAGGCCAAAAAAAUGUGGCACAACAUGCUGGCCAAAUAUCGGUCAUACCGAUCCAAAGUGCGCCAGAGCAUGCAGACCGGGUCAGCCUACGCCGAAGUUUAUCGCCCGCGAUGCCUGGGAGGCUUUGUCGUUUAUGAACGAUGCGUCGGAGGACGCUGAACAUGCAGACACGGUAAGAAUAAUCUGUUUUUUUGUUUCUGUUAAUCGAUCUACCGCACACUUUGUUAUUAAAUGUAUUAGUUGCACACUUUAAGAUAUGAAAUGUAUUAGCUCUUUCUUUUUUUGAAAAGUGGUUUUAUUAUGUUACUUUAUCGAUAAUAAUGUAAAAAAACAUUUAGCCAUUGGCUAAAUAUUGUAAAUAAUAAAUUAUUUUCCUAACUACCACGUUUUGCGCAAAUAAUGCGCAAAACCGUCACAGCCUUGAAAUUCUAUAGUUUCAUAUUUCGAAAUCGAAGGAAAUUAGUCGGUAGCUUGAUACCAUUUUCAUUAAACAGUACCAAACCGGCAUAGUUUUUGCUGUGGUGCAAUGAUGAGCUAUAAUUUGGUCGUGUGAAACAAUUGGCGAAUGACCCUGCUUAUGGUUUCAAGGUGACCAUACAAAAUAAUAACUAUAAUGCAAACAGGGAUUCAAUAAGUUCAUCCAUUGAUUUAAUAACUAUGUGAUACAGGAUAAAAUGUUCACAAAAUUAUUUACCGUUGAAAUUAUCCCUAGAAUUACAUACUUUUAACGUGCUACUGUACCAACGCGUACCAUUUCUGUUACUUCAAUAACUUUUGCCCUAUGUGUUAUAUUAAAAAAGUUAGCAUUUUGCAUGCGUUGCAAAAUCAACUAAGUUUGUUACAAUUCAUGCGUGGUUAUAUGCAUUGUUGUUGUUCUUAUAUGAUAUAUCUUUGAAAGCUCUAUGUUGUUUCGUGUUAUCUUGUUACAGAUAUCACUUCAAAAAGUUUUCGGAAGCAGCGUUGUCACAAAUGGUAUAUUUAUAACAUACUAAUAUCGUUUUACGUGCAACUUGCCCACUUUGGCCAAGACCAUGGUUUGCUGCAGAAAAGCCCGGCAUCAUAUCGAGAUUUGUACCAGCAUUCCAACUCUACAAAUUUUGUUUUUAUUAAAUACUUUAUUUUCACCUCCGAACCCUAAGUUUACCAGAGUAAAGCCUCUCAAUAUUAUAUUAUCAAUAUAUUACAUCAAUAUUAAAAUAUUAUAUAUGUUUUUACUAGUUAAGGAAUAUAAUUAUUUGUCUUCAUUGAUCAGUAAAUCAACUGUUGCCAAUAAACCGUUUAUAAUCGA
Anopheles gambiae (African malaria mosquito) is the source of this 2340-nucleotide messenger RNA. RefSeq lists its product as uncharacterized. Gene Ontology annotation, biological process: regulation of transcription by RNA polymerase II. The transcript is spliced from 4 exons. Bases 558 to 1211 code for a protein of 217 amino acids. Gene Ontology annotation, cellular component: transcription regulator complex; nucleus. NCBI's taxonomy places the organism in Eukaryota, Metazoa, Arthropoda, Insecta, Diptera, Culicidae. The record is from RefSeq and is a predicted model, not a curated record.